AUGGCAAUGAAAUUGUUGGAGUGUUUUGAAUUUAAAAAUACAUAUAUAACAAAAACUCCAAUUGUAAUUGUUAUUGAUAAUGAUAAAAUAAUUCCUAAUUUCGAUAGGAAAGAUGGUUCCCCUUUGUUCUUUAAAAUUGUCAAUUUCAUAUAA
This is a messenger RNA of Dictyostelium discoideum AX4, 153 nucleotides long. RefSeq lists its product as hypothetical. Lineage: Eukaryota; Evosea; Eumycetozoa; Dictyosteliales; Dictyosteliaceae. The coding region runs from base 1 to 153 and encodes 50 amino acids. The transcript has a single exon. The record is from RefSeq and is a predicted model, not a curated record.